GACCACCACCAACAUUCACACGCAUUCAUACUCCAGUGUGAGUAGCAGCACUGGAGGCCAGGUGGGUAAAGUGUCUUGCCCAAGGACACAACAGCACAUGACUAGGACAGAGAGGGAAUCGAAACGCCGACCUUUCGAUCAUUGGACGACCCGCUCUACCACCUGAGCCACAGCCGGCCAUUAUCUAAGAAACGGUUUCUUGACAUAAUGAAGACGCUGCCGAAAAGUAUGAAAAGUCCCGUAAAGAUGAAAGACAACGGUUCCACGCUGUUGCUGUCUAGCAAAGGAUGUUGUGUCUGAACUUAGAAGCUCCUAGCUGGGAUGGAGACAAGCUCUGAUGGUGUUUCCUGAAGAAAGGAGUGAAGGACAGAAAGAAACCACAGCGAAGGCGAUGAGAACGUACCACGAGCUGAACUUCAACGUGGGGAGCCUGAAGGUUCAGAUCCAGGAGCAGCUGGUCCAGCAGAAAGCUUGCGAGAAUGAGGUGGACAGCUUCAUCCAGGCCUGUAGAAUGAUGGAGCAGAAGGUCAGCAGAGACGUCCAGACCCUGAAGGCUCACUGGGAGGAAUAUGGCUAUCAGGCUCCAACCAAAGCUCAGGAGGCCGAGGAUGAAUGUCCUGAAGAAGAUGGGGUUGAGUCAGCAGAGAGAGAAGCAGGAGGCCAGGAGGAGGAUGGAGAGAACCUCAGCUCAUCUCCUCCAGCAGCACCGACCUUCAGCGACGUGAUGAGAACCCCUCAGCUGUCUGACUUCGGUCUGUCUGAGAUGCAGCUGAAGAGAAAUCUGGCUGGAGCUGAGUGGUGCUCUGAGGUUCCUCCGAUGCCUGAGAUGAACCUCCCUCACCCAGCGCUCUCCACGCCAGCUCCACCUCUGCUGCCUUUAACUCCAAAACGAGCUCUCCGGAUGGAAGACGAGGAGCUCCAGACACCUCAGAUGCACGACUUCGGCAUCUCAGAGGACAACGACUUCACUACGAAGCUGCUCCAGAAGAACGCUAAGGAGCCCCAGAGACCAGCGCAGGACCAACCUGGACCACCAGAGGACUCGGUGUUGGACCGUUUCCAGACCAGAGCUGAAAUCCUGGCAUCUCCAGAGCUACCAGUUCUCUGCACUCCAGGACUGAAGAUCAGAAAGACCAACGGUCGGAGCUCCUCACCUGAACCAGACUCAGAAGAACCAGAAUCCCCCCCUGGACCCAACCUACCCAGCACCCCCCAGGUCCCGGCCUUCCAAACCCCAUAUAUGACCCGACUGGUCAGCACCAAGGAGAGUUUCUGGCAGCCGGAGCCGAUCAGCAUCCAGACUGAAGAAGAACUUCCAGCUUCUCCUCCUAAAGGAGCUCCAGGCUCCAAACGCUGCUGGGAAAACGAGGUUCUGGAGGUUUGGGCGAUGGGUUUGGGAGACGAGCGGAUGCCGGAGAUGCCAAACCUGGAGUCAGUCCUGGGGAACUCUUUACAGAGGAGGAACCCUAAAGUCCUGAAGCUCAGUGACCAGGAGAAGCUGGUCGGUGAUCUGGAGCUGGAUGGAGCCACUCAGGAGUUCAGUCUGGGGACGCCUUGGAUCAGAAGCAGCUACCAGGAACCCGGGACGCCGGAGAAGCCCGACCUGAGCUCAGUGACCCAGGACAUCUGUAAGCUGGUGUCUCAGGCUCAGCUGAAGAAAACCAUCACAACUGUGGAGCCACAAGUCAGAGCAGAAAAACUCAGAAGCAGAUCUGAGGGUCUGUCUGUGGUGUCAGACGGAGAGUUCCAGAGUUUACCCAACUACCUGAGGCAUGUGACGCUACACAACCUGAACCAGGCUGUCCACAACAUCAACGCCUUCACAGAGCAGCGUCCAGGAGGAACCUCAGAGUUUCAGAUGGAUCAGCUGAAGAGGAUCAUCAGUGUUGGAACCUUGGCUCCUGUUUACGUCCUCUGUCUGACGGAGUUGAAGAGGCUGAAGCAUGUUGGAGGAGUCAAAGAAAACUCUGUGUACAAACUGAUUAAUAAACACUGAUCAAUAGACACUGAUCAAUAAAAACUGAUCAAUAGACACUGAUCAUUAAACACUGAUCAAUAAACACCGAUCAACAGCUCCCAUCUCAUCAGGAGAACCUUGGUGUUGGUUCGUCUGUCAGGUCCUGCAACAGAACCUGGUCCAUCCACUGCCACUGCUUCCACCAGAGCAGCAGGUCUGGAGGUUCUACAUGUGUUUGUAAUUAGACUGUAAAUAGUUCUGGGCUUUGUUAUAUAAACUGUAAAAUAAAACACCAUAUUUCUGUAUAGAGGCCAGUUUUAGACACGAAGAAAGAUUUCACCUCAGAAAUGACACAACUAUGAACUCACAAAGGAAUCAGAUUUCCAGCACCAGUUCUCUGUGGUCCCAAAUCUGUCACAUAAAGGAAUAAAGACACACUUUGGUCUCAUGAUGAA
Messenger RNA from Amphiprion ocellaris (clown anemonefish), 2412 nucleotides. It is a transcript of the gene ska3, whose product is annotated as spindle and kinetochore associated complex subunit 3. Gene Ontology annotation, cellular component: outer kinetochore; spindle microtubule. Gene Ontology annotation, biological process: mitotic cell cycle; chromosome segregation. The transcript has 11 exons. Bases 338 to 1996 code for a protein of 552 amino acids. Lineage: Eukaryota; Metazoa; Chordata; Actinopteri; Pomacentridae. The record is from RefSeq and is a predicted model, not a curated record.